CCUCCUUCAUUCGUUUCCUUUUUCCCUCCCGAAUCCUCCAACAAAAACCGCCCAGACGCAGGCAGGCAGAGCAAGAAUCGUCGGAGAGAUCGAGAUCUAGGAAUCUAGGGCGCCGCCGCUAGCCAUGGCGCCGCCGAAGCCAACCUCUCCACCCAACCCCGCCUUCGCCUCCGCCUCCGCCGCCGCCCCCGCCUCCGACAAGAAGAAGGUCACCCCCAUCCAGGUCGCCUUCCUCGUCGAGCGCUACCUCGCCGACAACGGCUUCGCCGCCGCCCUCGCCGCCUUCCGCUCCGACGCCGCGCACCUCUUCGCCAAGACCAACAGCAAGAUGGCCACCCCCAAGGGCCUCCUCCCGCUCGCCGACAUCCUGCACGACUACAUCUCCCUCAAGGAGACGCGCCUCGCCGUCGACUCCGCCAUGCAGGGCAUGAGCUCCCUCGUCUCCGCCUACUACAGCUCUGCCUCCUCCACCGCGCUUGUCGCCGCGCAGGCGCAGGCGCAGCCCUCGUCGCCGCCGCUCGUCCCGCCCUUCUUCGUCUGCCCCACCGCAUCCUCCUCUCCCCCGCACCCAUACGUGUCCAUGCCUCCGCCUCACACAGCCCCUCCUGGAUAUGCUACGCCUAUGAUACACUACACCCAGUCAUCCUCGUCCCUUGUUGUUCAGAAUUCAUCAAAUGCCAACAAUAUGCCCACCCCAGCGGUCAGCUCAAAGAAGAGAAAGGCACCUGCAAAGUCUACAAAAACCACUUCAGCCUCCAAGAAAAUAUGCGCCGCACCUGCAAGCUUGAACCCAAAAGGUAAAAGUGCAGCCUCUCUACUGCCAGCUCCUCAGCCAAGUUCAGCUGAACAUUCAGCGAUUGCACAACUGCCAGUCCAAGCCUCAUCUGUUGCAAAAAGCUUAUUUAAACCAGUCCAGCCUCAAGUCAGUUCUUCUCCUUCUACAACUCAACAAAGCAACCCCAUGGGAGAUGAGUCCGCUUCUUAUCAAACCCUAAGGCCACCAUCUCUGGAUGCAACUGCUCCCACACAACAGGAGAUUGCUUCCUCUCAGUAUUCUAUAGUUUCUUCCAAGACUCUAAUCGUCAGUCCUAUGAAAGGUGGCACCUACUAUUCUGUUGAGAGGAGCUGCCAUGUUAGCUCCCCCUUAAAAUCAACCACCCAGAGGUCAAAAAGGGAACAUGUGAAAGGGAGGUUGGAUUUUGACAGUUCAGAUGCAAGGCCAGGUUCAACUGAAAAUGUUUGCGAGAAGGCCUCUACCUCUACCCCUGCAGACAACCAAGUGGAUUUUGACAUUGAUUUCACAAACUUUGAUAUAUUCAAUAACGACUUCUCAAUUUCUGAACUUCUACAAGACUUUGAUCUUGAGAAUGAAGGCAUCCAUUGUGGGAAUCCUUCCACAAAUGCUGAAAUUCAAAGACUACAGCCUAUUGCAAAUAGUGUGGCAGAUCCAGUUUUUCCAGAUUCAAUGAAGCCAAUGGAAGCAGAUACCUCUGAAGCCAUCAAUUCACAAGGAACUACAUCUGUUACUUCUGUCAGAGCUAUUACUAAGAGGAUAAAGAUUGUUAGCCCAGCGAAGGGUCGCACAACUUCUUAGCUCAGCAAAUAGAACUCUACACCACCAAGAGCAAGUGUCCUCUGGAUAUGACUACUAACUGACAUGGUCUAGAUGACUAGAUGGCCAGAUAGUUGCACCAUGCCAAAUACUUUCAGCAUCACAAGUACACAUGGCUUUCUGGUGGCAAGCUUGUGCUGUUUUGUUCCUUGUUCACAUUUAGUAUUAACUGUCUUCAUGUAUAGCUAAGUGUUUAAGCGUAGACACUAAUUGGAUCUGUCGGAAGUUUGCUAUAUUAAAAAAUUAUGGCGUAUUUUUUAUUCUUUA
Messenger RNA from Lolium perenne, 1879 nucleotides. RefSeq lists its product as uncharacterized. Lineage: Eukaryota; Viridiplantae; Streptophyta; Magnoliopsida; Poales; Poaceae. The record is from RefSeq and is a predicted model, not a curated record.